This is a messenger RNA of Oreochromis niloticus (Nile tilapia), 2648 nucleotides long. RefSeq names its product Usher syndrome 1C (gene ush1c). NCBI's taxonomy places the organism in Eukaryota, Metazoa, Chordata, Actinopteri, Cichliformes, Cichlidae. Gene Ontology annotation, biological process: inner ear receptor cell stereocilium organization; retinal cone cell development; auditory receptor cell morphogenesis. Gene Ontology annotation, cellular component: plasma membrane; stereocilium tip; cilium. Gene Ontology annotation, molecular function: protein binding. The transcript has 11 exons. Bases 699 to 2108 code for a protein of 469 amino acids. The record is from RefSeq and is a predicted model, not a curated record.
GGAACCUCAGCUGACACUGUGACAGCUGUUGUAGGUGGAUGUCUGCGUAAAGCAGCAAACGCAAGACCGUGCAGGAUUUCCUUUGCCAAUCACAGUUUCACAAUGCGAGUCUUAUGUUCGUAUUAUUACUCCAGCUGUUUAUUUUAUUGGUAGAAGCUGCUGAAGGUUAAUUCCAGCACAUUUGUUGCAUCACUUGAAAUGCGGUUACAACUUCAUUUUUUUUAUUUGGACAGCAUGAAUGGAUUCAUUUCUCUCUUUGAGUGCUUUGUUUGGCUGGGCUGCAUGGAGUUUGAUGUCAUUGUUUAAUCUGGAAGCAUCCUUGUAAGCCUGACCUCUGUUCAUUUCUAUCUUUAGCAUUUGGCUGGUUUUAUCGAUAUGAGGGGAAACUGCCAUCAUUACGCAAGGUACUGUCAGCUGUGAAGGUUCAGUUUGCUGUGAUGUCUUCUUAUAGUGUUGGUUAGACGUUUAAAAUCAGGGCUUUUGCUUGUGGUUUGCUAGGGUUUUUUAUUCAUACACUGUGUGGCAUCACUAGGCUUUGCCUGCAGUGCUUUUGAGUUAGGAUUGGCAGAUUUGCCUUCCCCGUUCCUUUCUUGUAUUCUGACUAACUGGUGACAUGUCAGAAAGGAGACAAAAAGAAGAAAAAGAAGAAAGUGUCCAACACAGACACGCUGCAGGAGCAGAGAAAAAACAAGAAGGAGAUGGAGUUUGAGCUGAAACUCGCCAAAGAGAAGGAAGAGAUGCACGAGCGAGAGAAGCAACUAAAGAUCAGUCGGCUGGUUCAGGAGGUUUCAGAGACGGAGAGGGAAGACUUAGAGGAGUCAGAAAAGGUGCAGCACUGGGUGGAGCGUCUAUGUCAGACACGACUGGAGCAGAUCUCGUGUGUGGAGAAUGAAUCCCCCGAGCUCUCCCCGCCACGCUCCCCUGCUUCUGAGCCAAAAGUGAAGCGUUUUCCUGGUGGUCUUCACCUGGCCACCACUGAUCUGGACGACAUUAACCUGGACGAAGUGGAUCAGAGCUUGAGGGGCCCGCUAAAAAGACUAGCCCCUACCCAGCCCAGCACCAGCCAGCCACCACCUCCCUUACCUCUCCCUCCACGCUCGCCCAACCUGAAUCCAACUAUCCCUAACUAUCCCCCCUCUCCUUCUCAAGCAUCUCCACAGCGCCGGCCCCCUUCCCCACCUAAUGCUAGGAAACCUCCCUCUGCCCCAUCCACUUUGACGAAUAAGAGGCUGAGGCCUCAGCCGCACCCCCAACCUUCCUCUCAUUACCCGUCUGGUGUGUCGCGACCUCCAUCGUCCCCUCAACCUGCUCCCCGGCCCCCUCCGCCCCCACCCCCUCCUCCUCCGCCGCCCCCACCUCCUCCUCCACCGCCACCUCCACAGCACUCUGAAGAACGACUUGGCACCAUCAGAGGUUACCACCACCAUCAUCACCAGCAUCCCCCCAGUCCACAAGAACCCAGGAGCGAGUGGGAGGCAGGCAGAUAUCUCCCCAGAGGAGGGAUUUACUCGUCUAACACUAGUGAAAUGUCCUACCCCUCCAGUCCAAAGGUAAUGAGAAAUACAUCCCAUGCCAGUCGUGUUUCAACUUCAAGCAGCCCCCUGCAACUAGCUCCCAGUCCCCCCAACCAGAGGCGUCAGAUGGCCCCGGUCAUGUCUAAGCCUGUCAUGCUGCCCCAGUCACAGACCCACCGCCCAGAUCCACACAGACCUGCUCUACGAUCUGAUGGCCUGGGAUUUCAGAAACAUGUGGAUGACUUUGAUCCCUACUCUAUGUUCUCUGCGGACCAGAUAGCCGGCCGAGAUGUGAGGCAGCUGCGAAUCAAAAAGGAUGGAAACCUUGACCUGGCACUGGAGGGGGGAGCAGACUCUCCUUUGGGGAAGUUGGUGGUAUCUGCAGUGUAUGAGGGUGGUGCUGCUGAUAAGCACGGUGGGAUUGUAUCCGGAGAUGAACUCAUGGCUGUGAAUGGGAAGAUCCUGAUUGAUGCUACGCUGACUGAGGGGCAAAACUCUCUGACUCGAGCCUGGAACAGUGGAGGGGAUUGGAUCGAUGUGGUGAUCGCUGUGGCCCCCCCAAAAGACUACGAGGAUGAAGUGACGUUCUUUUGAUCCCAUCUACAACCUGCCAAGGAAACCAGACUAAUUUAAAAGCUUAUAAUUUUUGAUUCUUCCACGAUUCACCAAUCACAACACGACACAUCAACUUGCUUCACAUGGUCUUUUUGUCUUUACUUGGUUUUUCUUUUUUAAAUUGAGCCAUGCUGUCUAUAUGAGCUGUCACUGUCUUGGCUUGGUAAAGGAUGGUCCAGUCAAUAUGCAGUUGUCACCACCAAUCUUCAUCGCCUCUUCUAAUUGGACACACCUGAGCUUUCCUUUCAUCUGUCACUAUAAGAAAGGGAAAAUAAGACAAAGUGUAAUCAAUAGCUCCUCCAAAGGACAUGAAAUGAGGUUGUGUUGUGCAUGUUGAUUUUUCUGCUCCAUGUUUUCCUUUUUAAACACUGUUUCUAAGUUAGUGAUGCAAAAAAAUAUGUAUGUAAAAAUAAAAAAUAAUUAUGCAAGUGUGUGCCUAUGCCUUUUCAUUAUACACCGUAUAUUUUUAUGAUUUAUUUUAAGCCUAAUUGAUCCAUAUUCUUUCCUGCUUAUCCAGUA